This is a messenger RNA of Diplodia corticola, 1941 nucleotides long. RefSeq lists its product as uncharacterized. The transcript is spliced from 2 exons. The record is from RefSeq and is a predicted model, not a curated record. The coding region runs from base 1 to 1941 and encodes 646 amino acids. Lineage: Eukaryota; Fungi; Ascomycota; Dothideomycetes; Botryosphaeriales; Botryosphaeriaceae.
AUGACCGCUCAGAACACAACUGCUGGCCCUUCAUCAUCAGCUCUUGGAUACAGUCCCUCGUCAGCUCCAGCUGCAAGAGUCACUGCAGCCACGCACUUUGAAACGCGUGGCUCUGUAUCUCACUCAGAGAUGGGUCAGCAGGCGAGCUCUCCCCCCGCCGCUCACCCAUCUCAGCGACCACGUACGGAACAGCGAGAUGACGGCACGAGUCUUUUUUUGCCGCGAGAGCCUAAAGAGUCAACCUUGUCGGAUAAUCUCAACAAGAGAAGUGGCAACACUGCAUACCGACAUAAGCCACCGCCUGAGUCCGGUAAUGGAGAGUCUUCGAGUCGGAUGGCUCGUGUGACUGGCCAACGCCAGAAGGCUCGCUAUUCUAGCCAGUUUAUGCCUAAAGUGGCAAAGACUGGGUACUGGGAGGACCGUCACGGAUAUCCUGACGUCGGCGAGAACGCGGAAGGAGAAGGCAUCCGGUGCGAGACCGAGACCGAGUCGGACUCAGAUAAGGCGAUCCAAAACAGUCCGGCGACCCACAGACCCAGCAAAUCGCGCGGACGUAAAGGCGGUCCACGAGGGAAGUCUGAUCGAACAAGGAGCAGUGACACGGUCGAUUCCGACGUAGACGAUGCUCCUGAAUUCAAGAAAGCGAAAGCUAUCUACGACUCCAAGGUAGCUUCUGGAAAAGCCACGACUGAGGAUCUGAUCUGGUUCUCGGGGCUCGCAGCCGAGGAAAAAGUAGGAGCGAGGAAGCUUGAGGAGGCUAAACGUCAGGAAAUAAAGGACAAACAGCCAGUUACUCCGAAGAAGAGUCAUGGAAUGUUCAGGGAGGAAACUAGUUCGACCACCGACGGAAAUGAAGAGGCCGAGGUACCGUAUGCACACUCAGCUACGAGCACACCUAAUCAAGGGCUGAGCUCGAAAAAAUAUGGCAUGUUCUCUCAACCAGCACCUUGGAUGACACCCAAUCAACCUUCGUCUUCAAGUAUAACCACAAACUCGGCCGCAGCGAGCGACAUAGGGACAAGCAGCAGGGGUGCCCGGGACGCCAGUCCUCGCACCCCAUCUCGUCGUCGCGCGUCACCGGACCUUUUAUCCGUUCCACUCCCAACUCCUUCAAGCUCAACAAUGAAGCUGCAGGCAGACGAUGACCUCUCAUUUGGAAUCAUCUAUCGUAUAGACAAGGAUACGAAUGAGAUUAUGAUUCCAAGAGGCCAUGUAGCGAACAUGGUGCUUCACCACUAUCGCAGUGGUGCUUUGACGGUAGCGAAAAGCAGUGCUCAAGCCUCUGACUCCCGUUCACAACCGCCACCCGAAGAUGAGAUUUCUCUUGGAACGACAUACAGUUUACAUCCAGACACCGGAGAAGUCAUGAUACCGCCUUCUUAUGCCAAGAACCUCAUCCUGCUUCACCAGCGCUCCGGGGCGCUCAACUUGAGCCCGGGCAGCCUACCAUCUCCGGAUAAGCGGAGGAGGAUGACUACAAGCAACACUUGGCAAAGCCCCCGUGGCAGGGGCACCAGCAGCGUGGCCGCAGCCACAUCAAGCAGGAGGCCUCGCGGACGGCCGAGAGGCGGCAGGUACAUGGGAGGUCCACCUGUUGUGGCUAAAGCGUCUUCAGCGGCCGUCGUCAUUCCGAAGACCCCUACCAGCACAGCUCAACGAAAGCAGGCCAGGAGGAAAUGGAAACCGAACAGUUACUUUACGACCGAUGAGGAAGAGGAAGAGACAGAUAGAAAGGGAGAGAAACGUAAGGAACGACGGAGCCGAAACCUCGAUGAUGAUUGGAAAGAGAUGACGAGGCGGAAGGGAAUCAGGUCGAGAGCACCUCCCGAAUACGAGUUCCAGCUUGGACCACGAGGCAUGCCGGAAGUUCUGAGCAGAACGAGGAACGAAUUUGUGGAAGUGCGAGAGAACGGAAAGGUUUUGGAAGAGUUAAUGACCUGA